Messenger RNA from Symbiodinium pilosum, 1647 nucleotides. NCBI's taxonomy places the organism in Eukaryota, Dinophyceae, Suessiales, Symbiodiniaceae. The record is from the annotation of a GenBank genome assembly.
AUGGGACAUCUCAGGUCAGACAGCGGGUACUGGACAGCUGAAGCAUGGGAUCCAGAUAACCGCGUCUACGCAGGUGCCGAAAUCUUCCACACACACCAUUUUGCCGUCGAGCCGGAUGAGCGGAAGCCAGUUCAAGCUGAACCUCAGCCAUGCCUCAGGGCGCGUCAAGAUUCAGCUGGUUACUGGGGAGCGCUCGAGAGUGAUGCGACCGUCGAGGUGGACAUUGCCAGUUUGCGUCUCCGCGACGACGCAGGCCGCAGACCUGCCAGGGUCUCUUUUGACGAAGGUGCUGAAGUGAACGCUUCACCAGAAUCGAGCAGCCAGCCGAACCUUGCAAGGAAGACAAGCGAUUACUGGAAUUCCGAAAACUGGGAUACGGCCCACCACAUUCAAGGGAACCCUCGAGAAAACUCGACCCCUACGACGGAAGCCUCGAGCAAUCUAUCCAGAAAGGGUAGCAAUGCUUACUGGGAUGCGGACCAGUGGGACCCUGAUCAGCGGGUGUAUGUGGGAGCAGAAGCAGGGCAGAAGACGCACCUCACAGCAGUCAUCGAUCAGGGUGAGGACAAGCUGCGCCGCGCUUGGGCUGGAGGCUUGACGUGCGCAGCGUACAGCAACCAAAGCAUGGAUGGCAACAGAAGUGCGACAACCCUUGACCUUGCCACAGCAGUAGGGCAAAAGGAGCUGCCUGCCUUGAAGGACUUGUACGAUGUUGCUACAGAUUCCGUUGGCUCCGGGAGUUUCGGCGUUGUUCGCCUGGCUCGCCACUACGAGUCAAACCAGCAGUGCGUAGUGAAGCUGGUGAAAAAGGCCCAGUGUGGCAUGUACAAAGCGCAGGUGGAAGGUGGGCUCUACGAGUCACUUCUCAACAUGUCCAGACACUUCUCGCACAAAAACAUCGUGCAGUACCUCGAUGCCUUGGAAAGCAACGACCACUACUAUGUGAUUAUGGAAAACCUGAGUGGUCCAGAACUUCUGGAGAAGAUGGAACGUGAGUUCCCAGUCACAGAGAGGCAUUGUCAGGAAGUCAUGCAGGAGGUUGUGUCGGCGCUGGCACACAUCCACAAUGUACCCAAAAUUUGCCACCGAGACAUCAAGCCCCCUGGCCAUGUUGAGACUAUGGAGCUUGACAACUUCCGCUACCGGAGCCCCGAGCCGGGUGCACCCUUGGUAUUGUUGGAUUUUGGCUUUAUGGCUCGUUUGGAUCAGCCCUGGGAUGGCAAGAAGUGCGGCACACGCAUGUUCAUGGCUCCGGAGAUACUCCAGGAGACUGUGCAGCAGGAGGACAUGCCAGCAAUGGAUAUGUGGGCAGCAGGAGUUCUGCUGUACCUCCUCUUCACAGGCGAUUGCCCGAUCCAGCAGGAAGACAUGCAAAAGCUGGCCACGAAGGGACCUGCUGGCAAAGAUUUGGUCCUCAAGGCUUUGGAAGCCGACCUCUUGAAAUCUGUCUCCAAGGAGGCGACAGACUUGUUACAGAGACUUCUGGACUUGGAGGCAUCAAGUCGGCUUGUUGCAGCUGAUGCGAUGCGGCACCAAUGGCUGUCCAUGGAUUUGGAUGGUGGAGCUCGAGCUGUGCCAGCCCGCAGAGAGUCUUACAGGCGCAUGGCCAGCAAGAGCGCCAAAGAGGCCCCAUUAGAGGAACAGUGA